AUGUUGUCCGACAAGGAGAAACUCGAACACUUUCUGCAGACGAACAGGCACAUCAAGUACAUUCGCGUUCAAUGGAUCGACUACUCUGGCGUGUUACGUGCCCGCUUCGUCCCCGUCGAGCGCUGCCUCCGAAUCGCCAACGGCGAUGAGACCAUCCACCUCGCCCAGAACAGCAUGCUCAUACCUAUCUCUACCGCGCCCAAGAUAUUCCCUCUCAGCGACCACCAUGAGACCUGGGACCUGCGUCCAGAUUGGUCCUCGUUGCGCCCCUGCGGCUUCCUAAACAACCAUGCUACCGUCAUGAGCUUUGUUGACCAGCAGGAGGCAGAGACGAGGUUUGACAAAUGUCCGCGCAUGCGUCUAGUCCAAGCGCUUAAACGACUCGAGCAUGAGUGGGGUGCAAAGGUCAAGAUUGGCUUUGAGAUCGAGUUCAUGCUCUUCGGCAGUGAUAAUAACAGGAUUCGCCCGAUGGAUAGGCUGAAUGGCUACUCGAGAACGGCUGGGCUACGGGCAUCGACGAUGAACCUCGUCGACGAGAUUCUCAAUGCUUUGGAGCGAUCUUCCAUUCGCAUUCAUCAUUUCCACGCGGAGAUCGAGGAUCAGCUAGAGAUUGCUCUUGCUCCCGAGCCCGCCCUUGACGCCGUCGAUUCGUUGGUUCUAGCACAAGAAACCAUUCGUACGCCGUGUCUGUCCGGACCGUUAAACGGCUUACAUCUCCAUCUUUCGCUCGACAAGAUCGAAGGUGCAUUGCCAGACAACUUUCUUGCCGGCGUCCUUGAUCACAUGAACGCGCUCUGCGCAUUCGGAAUGGCAAACUACGACGGCUACGUCCGCUCUUCCAAUGAUGCCGCGGGUGCUUGGAUUGGAUUCGGCACUGAUAACCGUGACAUGCCGGUGCGGAAAAUCAGUGACUGUCGUUGGGAGUUCCGCAUGAUGGAUGGAACUUCUAAUCCCUACUUGUUCGCCGCAGUUGUUUUAUACGCCGGUUUAGAUGGACUUGCAAAAAAGACAGAGUUACGAUGGAAGGAUUGCACUUUCUUCCCGCACUUGAUGACUGAGGAAAUGCGCGUAGAGCAUGGCAUGGACGUGCCCAUGCCAGUCUCACUUCGAGGGGCAUUAGAUUGCUUGAAGAAAGAUACUGCUGUGGCAGCUUGGAUUGGUGAUGACUUGUUGAAGUGGUACAUGUCCGUCAAAGAGAAAGAGGUAGAGGAGUUCAGCAAGAUGCAUGACGACCAGAGGCGGAUUCGCUUCUUGGAGUACUUCUGA
This is a messenger RNA of Uncinocarpus reesii 1704, 1266 nucleotides long. RefSeq lists its product as uncharacterized. The record is from RefSeq and is a predicted model, not a curated record. The coding region runs from base 1 to 1266 and encodes 421 amino acids. Gene Ontology annotation, molecular function: glutamine synthetase activity. Lineage: Eukaryota; Fungi; Ascomycota; Eurotiomycetes; Onygenales; Onygenaceae. The transcript has 2 exons.